Nerophis ophidion (straightnose pipefish) is the source of this 1797-nucleotide messenger RNA. RefSeq names its product progestin and adipoQ receptor family member IVa (gene paqr4a). Gene Ontology annotation, cellular component: membrane. Lineage: Eukaryota; Metazoa; Chordata; Actinopteri; Syngnathiformes; Syngnathidae. Gene Ontology annotation, molecular function: signaling receptor activity. The transcript is spliced from 5 exons. The record is from RefSeq and is a predicted model, not a curated record. Bases 716 to 1642 code for a protein of 308 amino acids.
CUUCGUUGGAAGCCGUGGUCGCUUGUCAUUCAUGUUGAGGCGUUGCAGGGGAUCCAAGGCCGUCCUGAGGAUACCGCAGCUCCUAUCCAUCCACGAAAAAGAGUCGAUAUAACCCAGGACUCGACAAUGGAGACAAUACGUUUACGUUCCGCAGAGAGAACCGUGUGCCGGUCGGCCCGCGCUGAAGCUCCUCCCUGUGUUCAAACGGCGGUAGCCCGGCGCCGCGAGCCCGCAGUGGUCGCUCAAAUCUCAGCCUGAGAAUCCCUCGCGUUGUCCGUCCAGCCUCGGAGGAGCACAAGGCAAGCUAAGAGCCUCCACAAGACGAACACAUCGGGGAUGCUGAAGCUGUGACCUUCCCUCAGCCCCUCCGCCGGGGACCGGACCCGCAGCAGGAGCAUCCCCCGGAGCUGCAUGGACACGGAAAGGCAGCAUCCGCGGCCAAGACGCGCCGCCUGUCCGGGAUGCUAGCCAGGAGGAAGUGUCUCUGACAUGAAGACGAGGCUGGUGUGUCCUCUGGCUGCUGCGCCGACAUUGUCCCCACGCUGACUCCACCGUGCCGACAUCGUCAUGUACGCGGCUGGCCGCGUGGAGCUCCAGCCCCGGGGAUGACACCCAGCCGAGUACCGGCGGGCCGGCGCGGGGCCACCUUCCCCGGGUAGAGACCGCACACUUGCUAGCAGCUAGGCGGCUAAUUGGAGCAGAUACACCGAGCCCGAUGUUGUCCCACAAGGUUCUAGUGGCCAUCCUCUUGUUGAACGUCUACGUGGGCGUGCAGUCCGUCCACUAUUUGUUCGGCGGCGUGCUCCUGGCGCUCGUCUUCGCCAUGGCGUUUUUAAAUGGACCGCGGCUGCUGGACUGGGCCAGCUCACCUCCCUAUCUUCAGUUCAACAAGUACGUUCUGACCGGGUACCGGCCUGUUUCCUCGGUGCAGGACUGCAUCAGGAGCCUCUUCUACUUGCACAACGAGCUGGGGAACAUCUACACUCAUGGCAUCCCUUUGCUUUGCUUCCUGGUGCUGCUGCCACUCAACAUCCCCUGGUCCCAGAUCAGUGUGACGUGGCUGGGUGUGGUGCACUUCCUGGCUUGCCUGUCGCCCCAACUGGGCUCGGUGCUCUACCACCUCUUCAUGAACCACGAGGGAGGCGAGCCGGUCUACCACACCCUCCUCAAACUGGACGUGUGCGGGAUAUGCAUGAUCAACACGCUGGGGGCGCUGCCGAUCCUCUACAGCACGCUGCUGUGCUACCCGCUGAUCCGCAUGGUGGCGCUGGCGGUCUACAUCCUGCUCUCCAGCCACGCCAUCUACUGCGCUGUCACGGCCCGCAGCAGCGUGCGGCGCCUUCGCUCCUUCGCCUGGCAGGCGCUCUUCCGCUUCUCCUUCUUCCUGAUGCGCUGGGCAGGCGUGGGCGGCGGCAGCCCCAACUCGCUGCGCCACUUCCUCACAAUGGACGCGCUGGCCAUGCUGGGCGGCAUCAUCAACAUCGCCCGGAUCCCCGAGCGCUUCCGCCCGGGCCUCUUUGACUACUGGUGCAACAGCCACCAGAUCAUGCACGUGCUGGUGGUGGGCUCCAUCCUCUACCUGCACUGGGGGGUGCUGGACGACCUGCUGUGGAUCAACAGCUACAACUGUCCCUCGGACUGACCCCGCAGAAGAGAGGGCGUACAGCAGACAGGAAGUUCUUACAGGAGUGGAACGCGUCCACACUAUUGGCCUCUUUUGUCUCCCCCGUAAAGACAAACAUGUAUGUCGCCAUGUCCAGGAAGGUCGUGAGGACCAGCAAGUUCCGCCAUGUUUUC